This is a messenger RNA of Strongylus vulgaris, 354 nucleotides long. The record is from the annotation of a GenBank genome assembly. Lineage: Eukaryota; Metazoa; Nematoda; Chromadorea; Rhabditida; Strongylidae.
AUGUAUCGACUUCACGGCCCCAAUGGUCACACUUCAGCUAUCACCUCUCUUCAGUUCCUGGAUAAUGGAAUAGUGGUGACUAGCGGAGAUGAUGGAGCGGUGAAGCUGUGGGAUGUCAUGAAAGGCCAAUUGUCGUCCGGGGGGAGCGGUGGCUGCAUUUGGCGUCUCAAAGCCACUAACAACCUUCUUGCUUGUGCUGCUGGGUCUAGGAAUGGCACUGAAGAUACCAAAGUUAUUCUUUUGGAUUUUGACGCUGGCAUGGGUUUGAGUUUUAUGGUUGUUAUAGAUCUGGACUUUGAUCUUCUACAUCAUUUUCUUGUAUGGGGCAAUGAUGAUGUUAUUUUUUUGGGGUAG